CACAACCAUCAAUCAUGCAGCCAAGCAAGAAGAGAAGAAAGUACACGUGGGAUCCUAUUGAGCUCAGAUACGAAAGGCCUCCAAAGGACCCCAGGAAUAGCCUGCUACAUAAAUAUAAUCCUCUCUCUCGCUCCCUUUUCUGCUGGAUCGACUCUUUAGUCUUUAAAGGAUUUAGGCACGAGCUAAAGGAAACUGAUUUAUAUGCUCACCCAUCGGAGGCUGACUCAGAAAAACUGUCACAGAAAUUUGAAAAGCAUUGGAAUACUGAAAAAGAAAGAGCAGGGAAACAGUCAUCUCCAAGGCUAUGGCUGGCCAUAGCAAAAUGUCUUUCAUGGAGAAUAUUGCUACACGGGAUUGUAUCAUUCUUAGUAGUUCUAGCACUCAUAGGCCAGCCUGUGAUCUUGGGAUAUUUGACGAAUUAUUUUGCAAUUCCUGAGCCUACCCAAUCCGACACUCACAGUGCUUAUCUGUUUGCUUUAGCUCUCUCUAUGGUUUCCUUUCUCCUUGUCUUUCUCAACGGUCUCAGUGGAUAUUCUGGAUACAAACUUGGGAUGUUGGUUAGAGUAAUAGCCACAUCUGCUAUUUAUAAAAAGAUUGUUGAGUUACGUCCUAGUCGUAUCAGUCAACUAACGGUUGGUCACAUUAUCAACCUAGCUUCAAAUGAUGUUCAUAGAUUUGAUCAGUCUCUCUUGUUCUAUCACUAUCUGUGGAUUGGUCCCAUACAUUUAGUCAUUGUCACUGCUUUUGUGUACGUUGAGAUCGGCCCCACUGCAUUCCUAGCUGCUUUCCUUGUUGUUAUUCAACUACCUUUACAGCAUUACUUAGGACGAGUUUUUAUUAAGCUAAGAUUGAAUGCAGCCAAGCUAACUGAUAAGAGAGUACUGACAAUGAAUGAAGUCAUCAGUGGUAUCAGAGUCAUUAAGAUGUACGGAUGGGAGUAUGCCUUCCAUCAAGUUGUAUCCAACAUAAGAAGUCUUGAAGUCAAAGCUAUUUUAAAGAGCUCCAUUAUUCGUAUCAUUAAUCUCAGUUAUUACGACAUUUCUCUUCCUUUGAUUUUGUUGAUUGUCUUUUCCGUCUACGUUUCGAUUGACGAAAAUAACAUACUGACAUCAAAAAAGGUUUUCACUACUCUUUCUCUUCUCUCGUUUGUUCGCCUCAUUUCACUUAAGUUUCUUGUUACUUCUGUCAUACAAAUAUCAGAAGGAAGAGUGGCAUUAAAAAGAAUAAGUGAUUUUCUAUUAAUUAAUGAUGAUGAUUUACCUACUCAUGAGACCACAGAAGACAAUGACAGUCAAAUUGAUGACCCUCCAAUUAGCCCACCAAAGAAAUCAAAAUUGAGCAUGUUUAGGAAGAAAUGGAGUAUAGAUACUGACAGUUCUGAUGGAUAUAACUCACUGACAAGACUAGGGGCAAAACCAGGGGAGGAGGAGAGAGAGGAGGAGCUUACAGGUGAUGAUGUCAUUGGUGUUUUGGUAAAGGAUCUUCAUGCGUCAUGGAACAAUGAAGAAGACCUUUCUGAGUGUACUUUAUUGAAUAUAUCUUUCAAAGUUGAUAUGAAAUCACCACUAUUUGCAAUUGUCGGGCCUAUAGGAGCUGGAAAAUCUACUUUGCUCCAAUGUCUCCUGAAGGAGCUGCCUCCUAUUAAAGGAUCAGUAACAAUGAGAGGUACAGUGGCCUAUGUCAGCCAAGAGCCAUGGAUAUUCUCAAGUACUGUGAGGGAAAAUAUACUGUUUGGAUCAAAAUAUGAGGAUGACUGGUAUUAUACUGUACUGGAGGCUUGUGCUUUGAAAAGGGAUAUUGAUUGUCUUAUUAAUGGUGACCUGACUUUAGUGGGAGAGAGAGGAGUGACACUAAGUGGUGGACAAAAGGCAAGGAUCAGUCUGGCUAGGGCAGUCUAUCGUAAAGCUGAUAUAUACCUCCUUGAUGACCCACUGAGUGCUGUUGAUACUGCUGUCAGCAGACACCUUUUUAACAAGUGUAUCAAAGGCCUGUUAUCCCAGUCUUGUGUAUUACUGGUCACUCAUCAGCUCCAGUAUUUGAAACAGUGUGAUAAGAUGAUUGGCCUCAAAGAGGGUGUGGUGACAGUGUAUGGUGAUACAACAGAAAUACUGGAAUGGGGAGAAUCAAAGAUACUGUCACUAAUAGGAGGGAAGGGAGGAGAGAGUGAGGAGGAGGAGUAUGAGGAACAACUGGCAGAGAUGACAUUCAGUGAUGAUGAGAUCACUCCGUUACAUUCACCUCUUGAAGAAAGUGCUUUAUUUCCAGGCUUGUCAAUAUAUGAUUCAUUAGUUAUCAGUAAUUCUGUUAAUGAUGAUACUCCAGCAGUGACCACUCCUGCUCCACCUCCUCUUCUAAAAGCUUUGUCUACCCGUAGCUUUGGAAGGACUCUUAGAUCAAUUACUAGUAUACAAAAUGGAGUAGAAAUACCGGUCGAGACAUUUGAAGCUCCUCCAGAGGAAGAGAGUGUUAGUGGUACAGUAUCAGUUAAAACUUACGCAAAAUACUUCAUCUCUGGAGGGAGCUACUGGCUGCCUCUAGUUGUACUGGUUGUUUUCAUCAUUGCUGAAUGUUCAAUCAUAACUACAGACUGGUGGAUUGCAGAUUGGGCCAAUUGUAAUAAUAAUGAUAGUGCAGUAUCAACAUGUGCUCUGUCCAACAAUGAAAGGAUCGGUAUAUAUUCUGGUCUGGUCUCCUCUCUUUGGAUCAGCUGCUUAUUGAGAAGUUUCCUAUUUUAUGUGUUGUCACUGAGGGCUGCCCGUUCACUCCAUAACAGAAUGUUCUCCUCUAUAAUCAGAGCACCAGUUCUGUUCUUUGAUACUAAUCCUAUUGGUCGUGUGUUGAACAGGUUUUCCAAAGACGUUGGAUUCCUCGAUGACAUUCUUAUUUACUCUUUUUGCGAGUUCUUGCAAUUUUUCAUGAGGUUUCUUGGUAUCAUCAUUACAGCUGUCAUAGCUAAUUAUUACCUCAUUGUAGUAAUAGUUGUUCUCUGUGUUGUCUUUGUACUCUUCAGACAGUAUUACCUUAGAAUGGCUAGAAGCAUCAAACGCAUUGAGGCCUCAAGUCGUAGUCCUCUCUACUCUCAUAUAUCAAUGACUCUCCAAGGCCUAUCAACAAUAAGGGCUUAUGGUAUGGUCCAGGAGAUGGUUAAAGUGUUUUACAAUUAUCACAACAAGCACACACAAGCUUGGUUCCUGUACAUAGUAUCUUCAAGAUGGUUUGGUAUGAGAAUUGAUGCCCUUAGUUCUAUAUUCAUAACAACAGUAGUCUUUGUGUCUAUACCAUUAGCAGGAAGUCUUUCUCCUGGUUUGGUCGGACUUGCUCUCUUUUAUUCAAUAUCUCUCAAUGGGAUGUUCCAGUACUGCAUGAGACUCAGUGCCGAAGUAGAAAACUUGAUGGUGUCAGCUGAGAGAGUCAUUGCAUAUGAUGAGGACAUUUCAAGUGAAGCUCCUUUUGAGACGGACCCUUUGCUUGAGAAACCACCCUCGACUUGGCCGGAAAGUGGAAGGAUAAAAUUAAAAGAUGUGACAUACAGACAUUCUGAGACUUCUCCAUUAGUUCUCAAGGGACUAUCUGCUGUUAUUGAAUCUGGAGAAAAGAUUGGUAUUGUGGGUCGUACUGGUGCUGGUAAAUCAUCACUGGCCUCAGCUUUAUUCCGACUUGCUGAACCAAACGGAUCAAUAGAGAUCGACAAUGUUGAAGUUCUAACGCUCGGACUUCACGACUUGAGACGCCAUUUAUCAAUAAUCCCACAAGAUCCUGUUCUAUUUACCGGGACCGUACGCCAUAACCUGGAUCCAUUUGGUAACUAUGAUGACGAGGAGAUAUGGAGAUCCUUGGAGCAAGUUCAGUUGAAAUGGAGUAUAGAGUUACUGGAUGAAGGACUGGAAGCAAUGGUGACUGAGGGAGGGAGCAAUUUCAGUGUUGGACAGAGGCAGUUGUUUUGCCUUGCUAGAGCAUUACUGAGGAAGAAUAAAAUAUUGAUAUUAGACGAAGCAACGGCUAAUGUGGAUCUGGAAACUGAUGCCAUCAUACAACAAGUUAUACGUGAACAGUUCAGCCAGUGCACUAUACUCACUAUAGCCCAUCGACUUGAAACUGUGAUGGAUUCCGAUAGAAUUAUGGUCUUAAGGUUUGGUGAGAUAGCAGAAUUUGAUGAGCCACAUGUACUUCUUAGCAAACCGAAUUCUUAUCUUUUACGAUUAGUAGAGCACACUGGUCCAGGGACUGCUGCAAAGUUAAAGGAAAUUGCAAGCGAUACUUACAACAUGAGGCAUGGAAUACGAUCCACCGACAAGCCAUUGAGACUGAAAUAAUUAACAUUUGAAAAAAUUUGUGUAAUGAGAUUAUCAAAUGAAAUUGUCACGUAUUUAUCCUAAUUUAUUUAUGCUCUGUAUUUUACAAUUUA
This is a messenger RNA of Amphimedon queenslandica, 4405 nucleotides long. RefSeq names its product multidrug resistance-associated protein 4-like. The record is from RefSeq and is a predicted model, not a curated record. The coding region runs from base 15 to 4313 and encodes 1432 amino acids. The transcript has 28 exons. Gene Ontology annotation, cellular component: membrane. Lineage: Eukaryota; Metazoa; Porifera; Demospongiae; Haplosclerida; Niphatidae. Gene Ontology annotation, biological process: transmembrane transport. Gene Ontology annotation, molecular function: ABC-type transporter activity; ATP hydrolysis activity; ATP binding.